Mucor velutinosus is the source of this 714-nucleotide messenger RNA. RefSeq lists its product as uncharacterized. Bases 1 to 714 code for a protein of 237 amino acids. The record is from RefSeq and is a predicted model, not a curated record. Lineage: Eukaryota; Fungi; Mucoromycota; Mucoromycetes; Mucorales; Mucoraceae. Gene Ontology annotation, cellular component: intracellular membrane-bounded organelle. Gene Ontology annotation, molecular function: ribose-5-phosphate isomerase activity. The transcript is spliced from 3 exons. Gene Ontology annotation, biological process: pentose-phosphate shunt, non-oxidative branch; D-ribose metabolic process.
AUGUCUAAUCCCAUUGAACAAGGAAAGAAGCUGGCUGCUUACCAGGCCGUCGAUGAAUACAUUACUGCAGACCAUAAGGUGGUUGGUAUUGGAUCUGGAUCUACUGUCGUCUAUGUUGUAGAGCGUAUCUUGCAAAAGCCAGAGCUCAAGCACAUUGUCUAUGUCCCAACAUCCUUUCAAUCCAAAUUGCUCAUUUUGGAAGGCGGUCUCACAUUAGGCAGUGUUGAACAAUAUCCUGAAAUCGAUGUUACUAUCGAUGGUGCUGAUGAGGUGGAUGAGGAUUUGAACGCUAUCAAAGGUGGUGGAGCUUGUCAAUUCCAAGAGAAAUUGGUUGCUGAAGCUGCCAAAAAGUUUGUCAUUGUUGCCGAUUUCAGAAAGAAGAGCAAGAAGCUUGGUACAGAAUGGGUCAAGGGUGUUCCUAUUGAAGUUGUGCCCAUGACAUACAAAUCUGUCAUGAAAUCUAUUGACACCAAACUCUCAUUGAAGCCUAUUUCUUCUAAGCUUCGUAUGGCUGUGAACAAGGCUGGCCCUGUUGUCACUGAUAAUGGUAACUUUGUCAUUGAUACACAUUUUGGUGCUCUUGAGGAUCCAGCUCAAUUAUUGAGAGAGCUGAAAUUACUGACUGGUGUUUAUGAAGUUGGUUUGUUCUGUAACAUGGCAGAGAAGGCAUACUUUGGUGAGGAAGACGGCUCUGUCAAGAUCUGGACCAAGUAA